Molecule: messenger RNA, 683 nt
Organism: Brassica napus (rape)
Lineage: Eukaryota; Viridiplantae; Streptophyta; Magnoliopsida; Brassicales; Brassicaceae
Exons: 1
Coding region: 39-353 (104 amino acids)
Source: RefSeq, a predicted model, not a curated record
CUUCGUCCUUUGGGGCUUGGUCUCCGGAGAAUUGUACUAUGUCGGCUAUAGAUUUCCAUCAUUGUAUUCCACCAUUGUAUGUGACCUUGUAUUCUUGUUUGUUAUCAAUGAAAUUCAAUGUUAAAAACAAUGGGCACACGCCGGAGUAUAUCUAUGGGAACUACUUCGAGAGGUUGCCGGUUAAGCUAUUAAGUCAUGGUGUAGAUAUGGUGAAGAAAGAGGUUAAAGAGGAAGAGGUGGAGAAUUUUGGUCUGCGGGAAUUGAUCGAUGGGGGAGAUGUUGCUCGUGGCAGGGUUCUUCAUAGGAACAUCAAUAUCAGUUCCUCGAGGUUGUUUUUUUAUGUCUGCUUUUGAUUUUUGAUCAUUCUAUGUUAUGUUACUUUAUGUGGAUUCUGUAAAAGUCUUAGGAUAGUCUAUUGCUAGGUCAUGCAUAGAUGAUGAGUUCAGUGAGAAAUAUAACAAUGGCUCAUAUGUUUUGGAUGAUUGUUUGUUGUUAGCUUGGUAAUGAUGGACCCAAGCUCUGUUAGGUAACUGCCAUUAAUGCUUGACCAGAUUAUAUGUGUUGACUUAUAAGUUCUUGAGUGCUAUGUCGACAAACCUUAAUGUCUGUGUUGUAUAUAAAUCUUCAUGAUGUGCAUAUAUAUAAACAGCACAUAAUGAAAGUUCAAAGACAAUAAACGUUAG